AUGGCCGAGAAAUUGGGAGAAAAAUUGGGAUGGUUGGUGUUCCAUGGAAACUUGCCGAUUGAGGAGAAGAUGCGCGUGUAUCAGGAAUUCGCCACGAAAGAAGGUUCAAUGGUGGUGGCGACGUCCGCAUUCAGCCAUGGUGUUGAUGUAGCGAGGGUGGGGCAUGUGAUAACCGUCGGGGGAGUCGAUAAUAUUAUUGACUUCCAGCAAGUGGUGGGUAGAAUGUGGCGUGGAGAAGGAAGCAAAAUUGGGCGGUCAUACGUGUUGUUAGAUUACGGGUUUCGCGAUUCGCAGAUCACGCCCGCUAGAUGUGUUAAUCUGGUAUUAGCGUCCAGUCUAUAUGGGAGCAGUGAUGCUGAUUGCGAGGCGCUUGGAUGUGUGAAAUGCUCUGUUUGUGAUCCCCAGAAAAGAGUAAGCGCAGGAGCGUAUGUGCCAGGAAUAGAAGAUCGCGAGAUCGUAAGGGCAGCUGAAGAUCAGGAAAGUAGCCAAGAGAUGGUACCAUAUUCAAUGAGUGCGGAAUUGCGGGAGUGGAUGCAGUCGCAUGAAUUCAAUAUUCUCCGCAUGCAUAGGUUGAGGCCAUCAAGUGAGUUUGUAGGCAAGGCGUUGGGAUGCUAUAGUGAUACGUGCUUUGGGACGCUUAUCAAUGUGGGAAUAAUUGAAGGAAUAGAGAUGUGCAAUGGGUGUUUUUUAUCGCAGGAGCAUGCAUUUGGAUUUGAUGCCGAGCAUGUUUGUUCGACGUCAGCUAUGCAAUGUUCGCUCACCCCCCUUCUUCAAGGAUUCUUGGUGAAGUUUCUCUGGCAAGCAGAGGAGCCGGCUAGCCAGUUGCAGGAGUUGGCAGUGACGGGAAGAAUAAGCGGGGCAUUGCGGCAAAGCUAUAUUAAUAUGGUGGUUGAUGCCAAAGAAGGGCGAGAUCGGGAGUUCUUUCAUGAGUUAGUAAAAGGCUGUUGGAUGCGUGGGAAUGAAGUUUCAAUUCUCAGCGAAAUGGUUGAGAGGGUCAACGAAUAUAUCAAAAAGCCAGCUGUAAGUAGCGAGCAGCUUGUGUAUAAGCCAACCGGUGGAAGCAGCAUAAUGAAUGAUUUGGCGUUCAGAACGAUGGUGAGAGAUAGCUGGAAUCGCAUGCGGAUAGUGAAUGAAGAAAGAGCGUUUGGCUAUUGUGCCAGAUGCUGGUUGAAGGGUAAGCAUCAAGAGCGAAGAGAAUGUAAUCGAGAUGUGAUAGUGGAGAUCCUUGUGCAUGCGUAUAACGAGAAGGUGGCCAUGGCGCA
This is a messenger RNA of Debaryomyces fabryi, 1262 nucleotides long. Its product is annotated as helicase C-terminal domain-containing protein. The annotation marks the transcript as partial. The transcript has a single exon. The record is from RefSeq and is a predicted model, not a curated record. Lineage: Eukaryota; Fungi; Ascomycota; Pichiomycetes; Serinales; Debaryomycetaceae.